Molecule: messenger RNA, 606 nt
Organism: Zophobas morio
Lineage: Eukaryota; Metazoa; Arthropoda; Insecta; Coleoptera; Tenebrionidae
Exons: 4
Coding region: 1-606 (201 amino acids)
Source: RefSeq, a predicted model, not a curated record
AUGAUUAACUGCCAGUCACUUUUAUGCGUUCUAAUUUUAUCUGAUGUUGCGUGGAUGAAUUGCGCACAAUACGUGAAAAAUAGUGCUCUAAGGAGAGAAAAAAGGACUUUAAUUUGGCCUGAAGGUGGCAGCAAGCUGCUGGCGAUCUGUGGCUUCGGCAUUCCAGUUGAUUUAAAACCAGAAACUGUUAUAGUCGGCAUGGUACUUAAGGCGAACUAUAGGUUUCCGACAAAUGCGUCAGAAAUAACUAACCCUAUUGUUACGUACGCAAGAAAAAAAAGAGCCCUUAAUAGAUGGGAUUUGUAUGCUUUGUUGUCACAAGCUUUGGAAAUGAAAGGAUUUAGGGGAAAAUCUUGUCUGCUGCGAGCUAUUUGCGAAGUGGCUCAUACGCCUGUGGUAAGAAAUUUUGGAUUAUUCCAUGAGUUGGUUCACACCUUUUUUACACCCACCAGUACCAACGAUAAACUUAAUCGGCACAGCGAUAAUGAAUAUUAUGCUGCUCAAAUGUUUGGUAAAAAGAAGCAAAAUUGCGAAAACAUUUUCAAAGACUGUACCACCAGUUUUUUGGACAUCUUUACAGUACUUGAGAGUACAAUUUUGUUGUAA